UAACUCUUCCAUCCUACUCAGUCUGCUCUCUACUCUCUCCCUGCUCUCCUGUUUCAGCCAGUCUGUCUGCCCUCUAGCGUAGUACUCUCCUUUCACUCACCAGUAUUCAUCACCAUUUAGGAUACAUUUACAAAAGCCCACGUAGGUAGACACAGUACAGUGCUAGUGGACUGAGGAGUUUGCUUUUGGCUGAUAGAUAGAGAUAUAUGUCCAUUGCCUUGGAAAGACAUAGAAAGUUGGGAUCUGUAGCAGUGCUGCUGAAGCUGAAGUUUCUUCCCCGCUACGUUUUUUGUCCCAAAGGAUACCUCACACAGCUGCAGAGGCUGCCAGCUCCAACUGUAGCAAACACAAGUCGAUGACUGAGAACUCCGCCUCCCAAGAUGGACAAGAAGAGUGCCAACGGCUUUCAGACCAAGGCCAGUGAGGGUGGUGUUCAGAGGAAGCAGCUGCCCUACUCAGUGGAGACUCCCUAUGGCUUCCACCUGGACCUGGACUUCCUCAAAUAUGUUGACGAUAUUGAAAAAGGCAACACCAUCAAAAGGGUUCACAUCCAGCGUAGGGUCAAGGGCCCACCCAAAUUCAGCACACUACCUAGAAAUUUCAGCCUCCCUGGCCAUGGAGCCAGGCCUGCCUCUAAGGAAAAGGAUAGCACAUGGUCUGGGACAUCCACCUUGGGGCCCAAGCCUAAAUCACGUGUGACAGAGGUCCAACAAAUCUUUGACUUCAGGGCAAGUGAAGGGGGAACUUCCAGCCAGAGCAGUAGGGGGACAACCAGUCAGGGAAGUGGUUAUAUUUCAGCUAAGCCCAGAGAUGAAGUAGGCGCAGGGGCUCGAGGCAUUGAAGAAAAAACUGUGGGGAUUCAAAGUCGGCCAAACCUGCUCCGAGCGUCAAGCAUGCCAAUCACCCUGCAGCAGAGGAAAGGCUCUGAUUCAAGCAGUCCAGAUCGUACUUUGGGAACACCAGAGAAUGGCUCAACAGAGAACAUGUUCCGUGCUUCACCAGACAUAACAGAAAGACGCUGUGUUCCCCAGGAUCGAGCGGGGCUUCACCAGCAGAUCACAGUGGCACUGAAGCGGGUCCGGGAGCUGGAAGAGCAGGUCAAAACUAUCCCUGAACUAAAGGCUCAGAUCUGCUCACUGAGGGAGGAGAGGGAGCAGCUGCUGCUACAGCUCCAAGCCCGGGCCCAAGCAGAUAUUUCCACAUCACCCUCUACAAUAGCCCCAAGUUCUGAUGCUGGGAUGCGUACCCAGCUGCCAGGACACAGACCCUCAGAAGGGCUCAACUUAGCUCUGACGACUCAACCUAUUGGUGUAACAGAGAAAAGUAGAGUGUUACAGAAAGAGAGGAGGAGUUCCUCAGCACAUGGAAAAAUGGGUGGGUUGUCAGCACAGGAAUCAGAGAGACAAACACAGCCAUCGGAAAAAUCAGACAAACAAAAAGAGACAUUACAGAGUCCUCUGGAGCAUGCAGUGCAAAAGCUAUCACAAGACAUAGCAGGACAGGAAUUAACACCACUUAAAGUGGCUAUUAAAGGAGCAGGGACUAGCGGUAUUCAAGAUGGUAAUGCAGAAAAAGCAAGAAAAUGUGAGGAACCAGACAGUAUGCAGGUGCUGCAGGAGAAGCUAAUGAUACUGGAGGCUAAACUUACUCAGGCUAGCCAAGAACUGGAGAGAACUAACAGUCUUUUGAAAGAACAAAUAGAGGAAAACAAGGUAAAAGAGGAGAGAAUACUACAACUGAGUGAGGGAAUGAGAGUGGAGGUUUGUACUACAGAGGGUCACAACAGGUCAAGAAGAGAGAGUAUUGACACAGGGACAGAGACAGAAAGAGUAGAUUUUGCCAACCAAGAGACAGAGACAGAAUCACCUGGUACAGUAGAUCAGGGUACAGAUACAGAUAGAAUCUGUAUUGAAGUGUGUGUACCUGCAGCAAGGGCUGGGAGUAUAGAUCAAGUAACAGAAAUUAAAGUCCAUGCAUAUGACCAGGUGACAGAGAUUGAGGAAGAAGUAACUGCAGUGAGCCCACCAAGACCCAGAGCCAACAGUAUGGAAAGAGGCACAGUAACCGAGAGGAUUGCUACUCAGGAUCAGAUGACUGAGACGCCAGUGGCUGAAAGGGUAAACCAAGUCACAGAAACAGAGGGAGAGACAGUAACAGACCAUCCACAGAGACCAAGAACCAGCAGCGCAGACCGAGGCACAGAGACAGAGAGGGUGGACACUGUGGACAGAGUUACAGAGACAGAGGCAGCGCACAGGACUGACCAGCAGACAGAGACAGAGAUAGAGAGACGACAGGACAACAAUCCAGCCAGAGAUGCAGGGAGUCAAAUAAGUGAAAGUACAAGCAGUGAAAGAGUAGAAGAUGUUGUCACUGUGGUCAGUGAAACGGUGGAGAGGGUGGAUGACAUGACAGAUGAAAGACUUCAAAGAGCUAGCGAAAGUGUGGUAAUGAAAGUUGUAACAGAGAGUUCAGUUGCAUUUCUAGAAAGUGUAGUUGAUCAAACUAUAGUUUCAGACAUUGCUGCAACAGGAGAAAAUAAAGAAUCUAUGAUUGAAGCAAGUGCUGCAGAGAAUGAAGAGGAGGUGAAAAAAGAAGUAGUACCCCCAAAGAGAGUAGUGGCAGAAAUUGUUGAAACAAAGGAGAUUGCCCAGGAGAGUGUAGAGAAGAAACAAACAACAGAGGGUGAAAUUGUGUGUGCAAAAAUCAGAGAAACUGUGGUCACUGACAUGGUUGUAAUCACAGCAGAGAAUGCAGCUGUGAAGACAGUAACUCCUGUAAGACCUCAGAGAGGCAGGAAGCCCUCAGCAGAGCAGGCACAACCAUCACCUCCUCAACUUCAGGAGGCACCCGUGCGUCCUCGUAGGGGAUCCAGUGAAACUCAGGCCCAGCAGCCCCAGACGAAGCCCCAGGCCCAGGUGCAAGUACAGGCUGCACCUCAGCUGGAGGCUCAAUCCCCAGCACAGCCAUCAGAACCACAGGUAAAAGACAAAGCCCCACCUGUGUCUCAAGUUGAGGAGAAGACCGAAGCAAAGAAACCUCCAGGGGAGCCUAGUGAGGAAAAAUCACUAUCGCAACCUCAAGCUGAGACUCAGGGCCCGACUCCAGGCUCCAGUGCAGCCCAAACCAUUCCCAAAUCAAUUCAAGCCCAGCCUCAUGUUCAAACCUCUGCAACUCGAAGGGACUCGAAAGAGCUAAAAGCACCACAGAGGGGAUCCACUGUAUCACAACCUCCUAGUCGUGGAUCAGGAGAAGCCCAAACCCGGCCAACUCGUCAAGGGUCAAGUGAUGUGCAACAGUCUCAGGGCUCUCGUAGAAGUUCCAGUGAGACUCAGUCCCCUCACAAAGAUGCCAGCGAGACGCAAUCCCUGCGCAGAGGCUCCAGUGAAACGGCCCAGCGUCGUGGUUCAAAUGAAGCCCAAGCUCCUCGCAGAGGCUCCAGUGAGUCACCAACCUCACCUGCGGCUUUGGGCCAAGUUGUAACCCGGUUAACAGGGCUUCUGGGGGAGCAGUGGGCACAGCUGGGGAGCAGCUCUGGAGCUCAACAGAUGGCCAGCCAGCAGGAGAGCCCCACUACACAGAAACAGACAGCAGUGAAAAGAGCAGAGGCAGGAAAAGGAGCAACAGCCAAGCCCACGGGGAAAGCAGUCCCUGCAGCAGCAACAGGGAAACCAGCAGGGAAACCUGGUCCUUCCAAAAUGAGCUCCAUACAGAGUCAACUGGUCAGCUCUCUCAGUGUCCUCUCUGCCUUCUACUCACCAGGCCAGAAAGCUGCUGCUGCCAGCAAACAGCAAGAACAAGGUCUCAAAUCUAUUAUGAAGAAAAAUGGUGUUGCUGACAAGCAGGGGAAUAAGGGAGCGAAGAAAAACCUGAAGUUUGUUGGGGUGAAUGGAGGCUAUGAGACGACAUCAAGUGAAGAGUCCAGUGGAGAUGAAAAGUCCAAGGUGGAGGCGGAGGAGGAAGACAGCUCAGAACCAGAGGUGGAGAAGGAAAAGGAGGAAGAGCCUCAGCCAGCAGAGAAGCCCGAGGAGGCAGCAGAGACCCAGGGGAAGGAUGCAGAGGUCUCAGCUGAGGGAGGAGGUGCUGAGGCUGAAGAGAAGGAGGGUGAAAGAAGCCUGCUGCUGGAUCCAGAGAGCAGCCAGGAGUUCCAGGAGGAACAGGCUGAAGGGGAGAAAGUUGACAAAGGGUUUAUCGAUGCUUGCCUCUAUGUAAAGGACCGCAUGGAGGAGGUUUCAUCCCCAGAUAAAGAAAUGCGUCAGGUUUUAGUGGUGCUAUACCAGGAGUGGUUCAGGGUCUCCAGUCAGAAAGACUCGCAGGCGGAUACAGUCAGAUUAUACCUGCGACAAGUGGGCUUGACCACGCCCACUCUCCUGCCAUAUGUUGUAAACUUGACAGACGGCAACGGGAAUAUGGCCCUCCACUACAGUGUGUCACAUUCAAACUUCCCUGUGGUCAAACUGCUGCUGGAUACUGGUCUAUGUGAAACAGAUAAUGUGAACAAGGCAGGCUAUACUCCGGUGAUGCUCGCUGCACUAACAGCAGCUGAGAGCCCUGACGAUCUGGAGGUGGCACAACAACUGCUGAGACUGGGGGACGUCAAUGCACGCUCCAGACAGGCAGGCCAGACGGCACUUAUGCUUGCAGUGAGCCAUGGCCGCGUUGCCAUGGUGAAGCUGCUCCUUAGCUGCGGCACGGAUGUAAAUGCCCAGGACCGCGAGGGAUCUACGGCCCUGAUGUGUGCCAGCGAACACGGACACACACACAUCGCCCGUCUGCUCCUGGAGACAGGUCGCUGUGACACCAGCCUUGUAGAUAAGAAUGGUCACACAGCACUGUCGGUGGCAGAGGGAGCCUCCCACCAAGACAUAGUUGACCUUCUGAAGGCCCACGCUGAGACCCAAGCCUCUGAUCCCCUGUCUGCCACAGACCUCCUCUGAGCCAGGCCGACCAUGUUUACUCUUCCAAACCACUUUCAGCUUGCCAACCCCCAACCCUCCCAUUUCGAGAAGAAGAGCUGAAGUAAAGACACGGUGACACCACAUAGGACACACUCUGUUUGACCGGUGGAAAAAGUGGAUAUGCUCUGUUUACCGUGGAAUUAUGGGAGCUCACGUUACAAAACCUCUGCGGCUGGAGUGUCCUGCAAUGUACGGCCACAUUUUUCUUCCACAUCUCUGCCGACGUGGGUGUUUAUGGAUAUGCUGCAUCAACCACUCAGUGGACAGACAACAAAGGCGGCUGGUCAGACUGAUGAUAAGACAUUGCCAUAGUGACGAGUGUGAUUGACAGGAUGUUACAUUAGGGGACAGAGUGAGGAUAUAGAAUAUAUUAUAUAUGGACUGGCAAGUGGAUGAAGAGAGCUGCUGCUGCUUAUCAUCAAACUAGCUUGUCAAGCAAAAUACUAAGCACAUGAUCUACCUUUCAAAUAUAUGAUAUUAAAUAUGACAUGAUUUAUAUUUUUUCUUUUGACAUUGACAUCAUCCUUUUCAUAUUUGGACAUAAGCCAUUACUGAGAACAUAGUAUGUGUAGAAUGUUAUUCUAACAGAUUAUAAUCAUAUACAAACACAGAAACUGUAUUUUCUACUGCACUUUUUUAUUGUGUUUGUGUAUAGUAAAUAAUCCUCUCAAAUAUUGGUGUCCAGAAGAAACUAUAUCUCCAAAAGUAUAAAUUACAAAGUAACUUAAUAGACUAGAACGUCUGGUCAAAUUUGCCAUCAUUCAGUGGAUCUUUGUCAUCAUUCAUUAGUGUAUAUUGUUUAUGACAUAGUUCUGUUUUUCAUCUGACAUGGGUGAUCAUCAUCUGUGAAAUACUGAAAAACUAAAUGGUUUGGUUGGAGAUAAAAUGUUUCUGUUGGACACAGAAGAAGUGAUUUUUAUAUAACCAUAAUAUAACCAGAUUAAAGAAAGACAAAAGUCUUCUAAUAAGAAGAUUGUAUUGUUCAGAAGGUGCUGCAUGCAAAUACACAGUUACUCCCCCCGCAGGUUGUCUUGUAGUACUAAAGCAACAGUAUGUUGUAAUACUGUCUAUUCUCAUGGUCAACAUCUCUCUCCUUCUCUCUCUCUCUCUCUCUCUCUCUCUCUCUCUCUCUCUCUCUCUCUCUCUCUCACUCCUCCAAUUCAAAUAUAAUGUAUGUCUUGUUCGCCUGCUUGUUUCAGAUCAAAUCAUGUAUGCAACUGCUACAAAAUGCACAAUGAAUGUCAGGCUGGCUGUGACACAUUCCAAGAAAAAAAAUGUAGCAAGUCUAACUGUACCGGCAUGGAUCAUGGGACUAACAGAUAUAUAAGCCAUCAGUGGCUAUACCAGAUAUAGAAAUGAGUCUGUUACCAUGUGUGAAAAAAUGACUAAUUCACUAAUUCAUCCUGCUCCUGCCUCCAGGCGUUCACAUUUAAAAAAUGGUAAACUGACGAAAUGUUAAAUCCCAGAGUGACAAAUGUUAUUUUUUUGUUCUCAGUCUAAGAAGCAAUAAAAAUUGAAUACUAUCUUUUCUCAGUCACAAACUAAGUAGGAGGAGCGGCUUUAGUCUUAAAUCAGAUGACAGUUCCUUCAUUAGAAGAGAUGUGUUCCAGGGAGAGUGGCCUUUUUUCUCCUGUUUACCACAAAAACUACACCCAUAUUCCUAAAGUAUCUUAAAGCAGGAGCACUGGUCUGAUAAAAUGUUUACAAUUCAACAUUCCCCCCUCGGUGAUCACUGCAGAUGUCAAACAGGUCAGUAAGUUUACAAGAAACAAAAGGGAUCAAUAAUUUUAAUUGUAAACAAGUAACUGGUGGCAGUCUCUGGUUAUUAUUUUUAAUUGCAACAGAUAGAUAACUGCACUCUGUUCAUAUAUGAUCUUUGAAUAGAGAAUAUAGAAUUUUAAAAAAAGGGGAAUACCACUCAACAACUGCCAUAUCUGUGGUUUAUGACAGUGCAGUCUGCAUUUAGACUCAAUUUCUACAGAAGCAAGAACUCCAGACAACUAAUCAAGUUUCAGAUCUCUGGUCACAAUCAACUCGAGAGAAUUUGUAUUUGUUUUUAACUGACAAACGUGAGAUCUUUGCUCCUAUUACUUAUCAGUUACUCAUUCAAUUUAUAUAUCUGGAUUCCAAAUGUAUCAGCUUUCUCCGAUCAUAAUAGAAUUAUAUUGCCUUGCCUCUAUAGUUCAGUCUUGUAAGCUAUCUAAAUUUAACAACUAUUUUCUGAGAUGCAAUGUGGUCUGACCACUGAUCCUGAACCAGUACUCUCAUUCCUGGACACUUUAUAAAUAUGGGUGCUAAUAUGGGACUCUGUAGACUGACAUGAAGAUAGACUUAUUAUAUAAAGUAUCUCAGAUAUAUAUUAGUGGCUGCAUUUACUUAACAAUGAGAAUUUUUUAACAGUGGCUUAGUAAUCAGAUCAUCUUCAUUUGUUGAGUCACGACGUAGCACAGAUUCUCAACACUGAGGUUGCAUUUACACAGGAUCAGUAAGUCUGGAUUUUAAUUCUCUGCAGCACAUCUGAUCAUUACUUCUUGUCUGUAUUUUAAGGGAUCAAAAAUUAGUCUGUGUAGCUUCCUCACAACACUGACAGCUAAAGGAUGAUCUGAUCUGUGCUGUGACAAGUAUCUGGUGUAUCUGGUCUUCCGUGCCUGUGUAUUAAGUCUUAAAAUUGCAUCCAUAUGUUUAAUCCAGUGUGACCCAGAUGUAAUAAGGUUUCAUAACUGGCUGAACACCAAAGACCUGAAAUCAAAAUCUGUUUCACAUGGGGUUAAAUAUAUAUUUUAUCUGUUCCUGUAAAUCCAGCCAAAUACAUGUACAUACAGUAUUGUGAAGAGUAUAACAAGUAUUGUCUGACAGUUUGCUCUAAAAAUAAUAUUAAGUAUUUAUUCCAAAUGCUAUAUUUUUUACCAUAUAUAGUAUACUUAUGUAUGCAUGGACAAAUAUUCCAGUGGUUCUAUUGGAGGGGAUUGGGAUGAUUAGACAUUAUGCUGAGUGUUCCCUGAUGAUGUGAUUAUCUGACAUAACUUUGCCUGGUUGGGUGGUAUAGUAAAUGCGUGAUUUGAUGAGGUUGUGGACUGUGUCAUGUGCCCUUUAAUGCUACCUUUGAAAUUGCGGGGGAAAAUACGAAGCAGGUCCGACACUGGUCUAAGCUAUAAGGGCAGGGUCUCCCUUGUUUGAAUACCCGUCUGAAAAUCGGAGUCUAAGUACAUGACAGAGUCAAAUGUAAAAACCUGUACCUCUCUGUAAUAUUCCUUGUACAACGGGCUUGUAUGUUACAAACCAGAGAACUACUUCUAAAUAAAUAAAUACUAAGAUUUAAAACUUA
Lates calcarifer (barramundi perch) is the source of this 8283-nucleotide messenger RNA. It is a transcript of the gene kank4, whose product is annotated as KN motif and ankyrin repeat domains 4. The record is from RefSeq and is a predicted model, not a curated record. Gene Ontology annotation, biological process: negative regulation of actin filament polymerization. Gene Ontology annotation, cellular component: cytoskeleton; cytoplasm. Lineage: Eukaryota; Metazoa; Chordata; Actinopteri; Centropomidae. Gene Ontology annotation, molecular function: protein binding.